AUGGACAAGCCAACCCAAAUGAAUGUGCUCGUCGAUGACCAGUCCGAAGCCUCGGACGACGAGAAUGUGUACAGGGUGUUGGAUGGAAAAGUUUUGGCAUCGGAUGGAUGCGAUUUGUACGACUUGGAUCAUACCGAUCCAGCUGUUCGGCAAUUUUUACUGUUUGCAAAGACGCUGCGUUUCACCGGGAUCCGAUACACGGCUUUUGACUCGAAGCUGGCGAUAGCUUUCAAAAUAUUCUAUCAACUUGUGAUGGUGGCACUUGCAUUUUAUACGGUGGGCUACGACUUGUUUCACACCAUAAACCUACCAGAUGGCGUCUCAGGCACCACCUAUCAGGAUGCUAUUUGGUGCCUACAAGCUCUGAUCUGCCAAGCUUUCCUCACGGCAAACCAAAUGCAACUUUCUGUGGGAAAAUUUUUCCAUAUCUACCGACACGCCAGGAUUGAUGAUCAUGGAAUGACAACGCCCGAUGACGAAACCACCGUUCAAUUCAUCAGCAGCUGCCGUCACCCGAAGCAGGGUUCGCCGUUCGGCCGUCUCGCCAUCUACAAGGGCUACGAAUUCCGGCUGAACCGCCGCAAUGUCCUCAAGGGCGGCCAGGUCCAAUUGUACUGGAAUUGCGCGGGUGCUGGAUGCAAAGUGAGGAUGAACACGGAUGAGGCCGGGCAUUUGCUGAAAUACCCGAAGGAGCACGACCACGAGAGGCCGGAAAGGAAGUUGGCCACGCAGCGUUUGAAGGAGGCGGUGCGUGCUGCGGUGACCCAGGCGCCUUGGCUACCAGUCGGCGGACUCAUCGCCGAUACUCUCGCCGAUCUUCCGGAGACGUCUUCCCGCCCUUCGGCCUCUAGCCUCAAGCAAUUCGCGCGCCGCGAGAGGAUCCGUGAACUUCGCUCGUUUAUCUUUUGCCAACAGAAUUCGCAAGGCGUUCCGGUUCCGGCAUUUGAUGCGGAAAUGGUUCCUGAAGACAAGCCCGUCACUUCGCUAAACGAUUUGCUUUCGGCAACCGUUCCUGAUGAAGAGCCCGUCACUUCCCUCAAGUCGCUUGACGCUUUGCUGCAAUUCGCGCCGAAUGAUCCGGAAACUCUUCCGGAAGAAAAGCCCGUCACCUCGCUCGACGAUUUGCUUCAAUUCCAACCUGCUGAUCCGGAAGACAAUCCUGAAACUGCCCUCAAUUCUCUGCACGAUUUGUUUCAAUUCACCCCUUCUGAUCCGGAGGUUGUUAUUCCUAAAGAAAAGCCCGACACUUCCCUCAAUUCGCUCAAGGCUUUGUUGAAAUUGGCCCCUUAUAAUCCGGAAGUCGUUAUUCCCGAGGAAAAACCCGACAAUUCCCUUAACUCUCUUCACGAUUUGUUUAAAUCCACCUCCAGCGGUCCGGGAGUUGUUGUUCCUAAAGAAAAGCCCGACCCUUCCCUCAAUUCGCUCAGGGCUUUGUUGAAAAUGACCCCUCAUCACCCGAAAGUCAAUAUUCCUGACGAAAAGCCCGACACUUCCCUCGAAUCGCUCAACGCUUUUUUGAAAUUCGCCCCGAAUAACACGGAAGUUGUUAUUCCUGAGAAAAAGCCCGACACUUCCCUCAACUUUAUUAACGAUUUGUGUAAAUUCAUCCCUCAUAACCCGGAAGUUGUUACGCUGAACGGAAAGCCCUACAUUUCCCUCGAUUCGCUCAAGGCUUUGUUGACAUUCAUCCCGAAUAACCCGGAAAAUAUUUCUGACGAAAACCCCGACAUUUCCCGCGAUUAUGUGAAGGAUUUCCUCCAAUUUACGCCCUCG
This is a messenger RNA of Mesorhabditis spiculigera, 1773 nucleotides long. The record is from the annotation of a GenBank genome assembly. Lineage: Eukaryota; Metazoa; Nematoda; Chromadorea; Rhabditida; Rhabditidae.